AUGGUCGGAAAGAUCGGUAAUGACGAUUUCGGAACUCUGCUUAGACAAUACUUGAUUGAGUCUGAGGUGGAUGUGAGAUGGGUUGAGGUGGUGGAAGAGGAGGGGGUUGGGUCGGGGGUGGCUACGAUAUUGGUGGAGGAAGAGACGGGGGAGAAUAGGAUUUUGAUUACACUGGGGGCGAAUGGAUAUUUGAAGCCUAGUGAGGAGGAAUAUCGAGAGUAUUUUGGGAAGAGGGAGGAUGGGGAAAGGGAGUUUGUGAUUCUUCAGAAUGAAUAUCCCGAUACGAUCUCUUCGAUUGACUGGAUAAAAGGAAACCGCCCCCAUGUUAGGAUUUGCUAUAAUCCAUCACCAUUCGAUCCUGAGUUGAUUGAUUUGGAAAUGUUGGGGAAGUUGGAUAUGUUGAUUGUUAAUGAAGGUGAAGCUAUGGAUGUUGCGAAAUGUGUCUUGGGUUCUUCAGAAUUGAAGAAAUUUGAGACUGAGAUUGAAAAUGAUGAAGUGAAGGGGUUUAAAGAAUUAGCUGAGAAAUUGCAAUCAUUGAUUAAUGACAAGAAUGAGGGAUAUGUGAUUAUAACUCUUGGGAGUAAAGGAGUUGUAUAUGUUUCUCAAGAAUUGGAAAGUCCUAAAUUUGAACCAGCAAGAAAAGUGAAAAAUGUGGUUGAUACAACUGGGGCUGGGGAUACAUUUUUCGGAGGGGUUGUUCUGCUGUUAGCCAGAGGAAUAAGUAUUGAACAUGCAGUAAGGUUUGCUACUGCUGCAAGUUCUUUGGCUGUACAAAAGCGUGGAGCAGCUGAAGGUAUUCCCAUGUUUGAAGAUGUUUUCAAUAUUAUAGAUGAUAAUGAUAAAAGUUUAUUAAAAUAA
Molecule: messenger RNA, 858 nt
Organism: Hemisphaericaspora subhashii
Lineage: Eukaryota; Fungi; Ascomycota; Pichiomycetes; Serinales; Debaryomycetaceae
Gene: RBK1
Product: putative ribokinase
Exons: 1
Coding region: 1-858 (285 amino acids)
Molecular function (GO): kinase activity
Source: RefSeq, a predicted model, not a curated record